This is a messenger RNA of Lates calcarifer (barramundi perch), 5506 nucleotides long. Its product is annotated as sodium-coupled neutral amino acid transporter 3. The transcript is spliced from 17 exons. NCBI's taxonomy places the organism in Eukaryota, Metazoa, Chordata, Actinopteri, Centropomidae. The record is from RefSeq and is a predicted model, not a curated record. The coding region runs from base 868 to 2436 and encodes 522 amino acids. Gene Ontology annotation, molecular function: L-glutamine transmembrane transporter activity; L-asparagine transmembrane transporter activity; L-histidine transmembrane transporter activity. Gene Ontology annotation, biological process: histidine transport; amino acid transmembrane transport; asparagine transport.
GCGUAAGCAACAGUGGGCUUUGGUGGCACAUGGCUCAGGCGGCUGUUUACGUUGUUGAUUGCGUUUUAAAUAUAAAAAAAGACACUGCAGCUGGAUUGGUUUUUCUUUAAGAUCCGUUAUUUUUGGAACCAACCAAAGGGGAAACCGUCGAAUUUAUGAAUAAAUACUUGACGUGUGUGUAUGUGUACGUGUGUGUGGUCUCCUCGCGGUUAUUCACGAUCUUAUUGUCUCAUAAUGCGCGCUCAAGCACGACGAUUAAUCCAUAAACAUGAAAUAAACCUCGCCACCGUCACCGAGUGAAAUGACAGUUAACAUCUCCAUCACGUUAAAAGCAGCCUGACAUGGCCUUUUAACCGGCUGACGAUGCCAGUCUAAACGCCGGUCAUCAUUUCCAAACGAUUAAAAUAAAGAAAAAAGAAGCGCGUGCCAAAUCGGGGGCUCUCGUCGUGUCCCUGCGCGCGCUCCGCAACGUACACACACAAACAGUAAUUUUGAUUGUGAGUCGCCGUGCGUGCGGUUCGGUAGGCGGAACCCGGGCGCUCUUUAACAUUCCCACUUCUGAGAAGAGAUUACGAGGACAAUUCACUGAGAAACACAUGACAUUAGCGGCGUUUGGAGGGAAGGCGUGCGGACGUAGUGGGGCAGCAGAGGCAGGACGACACGCCACGGCAGCCGAGCAGUGAGCGGAGGCAAAAACGUCUGUGUGGAGAUAUUUGGAGUUGGAAGAGGACACUGGUACUUCUCUGAUCCCAGGAGGAAAAUAAAAACCUCACUCUUAUUGCACUGCCCAAACAUUCACACAGCCUCAAACAAUAACACAUCUCAACAGACAGAUUAUUACAUACACACCAAAGCACACAAGCAGAUAUGAGUGAAGAUAAACCAGCAGAGACUGUGGAGACUGCCCCUGCUGAGGUGAACGCUAUUCCUAAUGGGAAAGGCCAUGAGCCCAGUGAGGAGAUCACAGCAUCGGCCAAAACGCCACCAGCAGAGGACGGUGAAAAGGAAGCUGUGCCCAAUAGUGCCCAGAAUGCUAGUCCACAUAGAACUGAGGCCAACCUCCCAGAGAGCCAGGAGUUCUUGUCAGGUGUGGAGGACAAGAAGACCACACGUUUUACAGAUUUUGAAGGAAAAACCUCGUUUGGGAUGUCAGUCUUCAACCUGGGCAAUGCAAUCAUGGGAAGUGGGAUCCUGGGUCUUGCGUAUGCCAUGGCCAAUACAGGGGUCAUCCUGUUUUUGGUACUUCUAACAGUGGUGGCAGUCCUCUCAUCAUAUUCCAUCCAUUUACUGCUCAAGUCAUCUGGUAUUGUAGGUAUUCGUGCGUAUGAGCAGCUCGGUUACAGGGCCUUUGGGACCCCGGGGAAGAUGGCGGCAGGUAUUGCCAUCACACUUCAAAACAUUGGAGCCAUGUCCAGUUACCUGUACAUAGUAAAGUAUGAGUUUCCUCUGGUCAUCCAGGCCUUUUUGAAGGUGGAUAAACCUGCAGGUGAAUGGUACCUGAACGGAAACUACCUUGUGAUCAUUGUAUCUGUUGCAGUGAUAUUACCACUGGCUCUCAUGAAACAGCUAGGAUACCUGGGAUAUACCAGUGGCUUCUCCCUGAGCUGCAUGGUUUUCUUCCUCAUUUCGGUCAUCUACAAGAAGUUCAAUGUCCCUUGUCCAUUUGUGGACUUUGCAUUCAAUGGCACUGCCAGUGUUCUGAAUGUCAGUGCCAUGGAUCCUGGUGGAGAGGACAACCCUGCUUGUAUACCCAAACUGGCCAACCUCAACUCACAAACGGCCUACACCAUCCCCAUCCUGGCGUUCGCCUUUGUGUGCCACCCCGAGGUCCUGCCCAUCUACACAGAGCUGCGCAAUGCCACCAAGAAAAAGAUGCAGCAUGUGGCCAACAUCUCCAUUGCAGUCAUGUACGGCAUGUACUUCCUGGCUGCUCUUUUUGGAUACCUAACUUUCUAUGGUGAAGUGGAAGCAGAGCUGCUUCAUACCUACAGCCGUAUCGACCCAUAUGACACUUUGAUUCUGUGUGUGCGUGUGGCUGUGCUCACUGCUGUCACACUCACUGUCCCCAUUGUGCUCUUCCCUGUACGGAGAGCAAUUCAGCAGAUGAUGUUUCCAAACAAGACCUUCUACUGGCCUCGCCACAUCGCCAUUGCUUUUGUUCUGCUCACUUUCAUCAACCUGCUCGUCAUCUUUGCCCCCAACAUCCUGGGCAUCUUUGGGAUCAUUGGUGCCACGUCUGCCCCUUGUCUCAUCUUCAUCUUCCCUGCUGUCUUCUACAUUCGUAUUGUACCCAAAGAAGAGGAACCACUGCGCUCUGUGCCCAAAAUCCUGGCUGCCUGUUUCGCUGGGAUAGGCUUCCUGUUUAUGAUAAUGAGUCUCAGCUUUAUCAUCAUCGAUUGGACAUCGGGCACCGGUAAAGCCAGCAGUGGUCACUAGGCACCACCUUCCUUUUUUGUUUUCAGGUUUUAUAUUGUUGAUUUAGAUCUGUGUUGUAACGUUACUGUUUUUACUUUUUGGAUCAUGUUUAAUGUAGAGGAUGCCCUAUCGUUUCCAUUAGAGAAUAUUGGCCACAGAGGAGGAGUCUAGAGUUCAGGACAGCUUUCUGUACCACUGCACUCAUGCUCUCACUCUUUACGUUGUACUGUGCAUCCUGCCGAACAGUGAUUGCAGAUCCAGGCCAGUAGACUUUUAUUGGAAAGAUGGUGAAUUCACUGAGAGGCCAGGUGCAUAAAGAUUGAUGAUGACACUUGGAGGCUGUGCCUUGUGAGGUUGGAUGUGAAAAAAAGCACUAGAAAAGUGUAGGAUACUGCUUUCUUUAUACACCUGUCCCUGUGUUGGUUGUGAGCAUCCGCCACUCCUUGCCAUCCCUGUCCAAGAUGAUCUACGAUCUGCAAACUGCCACCCAGAUUAGAAUACGCAGUCUGAGGCACCUCCCUUUUAACUGUUUUGAAUGAAAUUUAUUGAAUGAUUUUUAUGUCUAUUAUUAUUAUUAUUCUAAGUUAUUUGAAUAGCAACAUCUUUGCGAUUCUGUGCACCGGCAGAGGAAAGUUACAAUAAAGGCUAUUGCACAGACUGAAAAAUGAGUUAAAGGAAUAGUUCAGAAUUUUGGGGAAAUGUGCUGACUAGCUUUGUUACCAAGAGUUAGAUGAGUAGAUUGAUGCCACUGUCAUGCCUGUACAGUAAAUGUGAAAUAGCCAGGUUAGCUUAGCUUAGCAUAAAGACUGGAAAAUGUUGAACUGUUCCUUUAAAGUGUGCAGCCCUUAGCUCCAGCUCCAUUAGCUUGUACUGCUGCUGCUCUUGUUUAUUUUAAGGUUUAGAGGUGUUAAAUUCUCUCUUAUCUCUGAUAGAGCAGGGUGAAAAACCACUGACAGUAUGUGGUACAGCAUUGUGAGCACAUUUAUCAUUACAUUCCUACACAGUAUGAACUAGAUGUAUAUUUUUAUUAAUAACCUCUACUUGAUGAAAACCUCAGACGAUGCAGUAUGGACUGAUGAGAUGAUCCUCGGUUAAUCCUUACUGAGGCGAUCAUUGUCAAAGAGGCAGGUUUCAGGUAAGGAGCAAUUUUAAAUGAUUCCUGGCUGUUCAGAUCACUAUAUUAAAGAACGUUUAUGUUGUGCAAAGAGCUUUGCUUUUUCAGUAUUACUGUGUACAUGACAGUGAUAAAUGGUACUGAAGACCUCAUCAGUCGAACUGUGCAGAUCAAAGAGAUAAAAUGAAGAGAGGAAAGUUACCACUCAGUGUUCCUCAUCAUCGAGCAGCAAUGAUGUUUUUGUUUUUUUUUACCUGUAAGAUUUGAUGCGUUGUUUCUGAACAUCUCCUGGAAGUAAUCAGAGAUAACCAAAACGUGUAUAAAACAACAGGGUCACUUCAUAAAGUGGUUAGUAACAGUCUGGUAUAUGUAAAUAUUUCUGCAUCCAGCACAAGCUCAAUCCCUAACAGAAAUGACCAGACAUGGGAUUCCCAUCUCUUUAACAAUCUUGACAAUUUGGUGGUUAGCAAUAGCACUUUCCUUUGAUAAGCACAACGUCCUGUAGCCAUUAAUAAGUUGAAACGCAAGCAGAUUAUGUGUAAGAUGUUGCGACAAUUGCUAGAUGUGAUUUAAAGGCGUUUCCCUGUAUGACUAAAUCUUUGAUAAAUUAAUCAAUCUAAUGUAGAUGAUGAGAAAAUUAGCAAUGUAUCGAUGGUAUAACAUGGAUGUCCUUUAAAGCAUUACUUGAAAUAAUAUUAAAUUUAGCUUUCCUGUGAGCACCCUGGCGAUCAUUAGUUUCCUCCUCUGGUCUGUUUUGUAGAUAAAACAACAAAUUAUAUGGAUGUACUGUUGGAGGUUUUUAAGUGUCCGUAUUGUUUAAAAAAAUGAAAACAUGGCUCCACUGUAUUUGAACUAUAGUACCUAUAUGCAUUUGUGUUGUUAAACCUGGACCUAUACUCUGAUCAGAAGUAUAAUUCAAGUAUUGUCUCCUACCAUUGAUAGAUUAACUGUUGUUUUAAACUUCAUGUUUAAUGUUUAUCUGAUUCAGUGAUGAAAUGCAAGAUGGGAAACCUGUUAUUGAUUGUUUUUUAUGUUCUUUGUUAUUAUAUCCGUCUGUUACAGUCAGUGGUAUAUCAUCAGUGGUAUAGUUUGGGUCAUUGCUGACUUCCUUGCUGCUUGUUGGCAGACAUUAACCUACUAACCUGGAGUUGUUAGUGAGUUGGUGUACUUGCCUACAUUUCAGUAUUAUUAUUUUAAGAUAAAAUCUUCUCACACCAGACAUCUGCGAGUGCUAUAUGGGUAACUGAGUAUUGUCCUGUCCAUUUGUUACACAACAAACCUCUUUUAAUCAGUUUUUAUUUGAUUAUAUCUAGGCAUUUGAUUGUCUUUAUGUAUCUGUAUGCAGAGGGAAUCAUCUGAAUCAGCCACUGGGGCAUAACUUAGUGUUCGGUGUUGUUUAACUAAUGCAAGGGUUAUAUUUAUCCCCAACUUCCUGUUCCUAGUUUGACCUCCAUUUUUGGCUGCAUGUAUGAUGAAGCCAUUUGCUAAAUCAAGUGACUAUCAUGAACUGUUUCUCAAUGGUGCGUGCACACACACAAAACACUUCAAAACCUCACAACACGCAAAAAAAUAAAAGUAAACACAAGGCAACAAACUGUGUUAGUGGCUGAUACAAGAUGAUCUCUGAGGACCUGUAUUUAGAUCUCAGUGUUGUUAGUCUCCCUCUUUGUGUGAUUUACUGAAAUGUGUAUGAUUGAAUAGUAACAUAUUAAAUAUUGACAUCGGCCAGCAUUUAUAAAUAAUGUAUAUAAAUGUAUACCCUUUAUAUUCUAUAUGCAUAUCUAGUUUGUAUAAUGUAAAUAGCAAUUAAAGUUUUAGUCCAAUUAAAAAUAUAAAUGUAAUCAUUUUCAAAGUGCUUUUAAACCUUUUUGUCCUUCAAUUCAUGUCUAUUUUCUUGUAUCUCUAUAUAUUUUAAUAUGUUGCUGGCAGUUAUUGUACUGUAAACAAUGUUGCAAUAAAGAUAAUGAGGUAACAUAA